UUUACAUACGAGUCAUACCACGCAUAGCCAGCAUGUCAGCGCAGUGAACUUGCAGCGGGCUGCGAGGGACGCCAGCGGGGCUUUGUCCUAGGAAAUGUGCUUCGUGCUUUUCUUUUUUACUGCUUUUUUAUUUCGAAGAAAGACUUACAAAGACUUCUGAAACGCUAUCUAAAUGCUCGAUUGAGGAUACAAAACGUACACCAUCUACAACUAAACCCUCGAAGGGUUGGUUUUGUGCGAGUUCCAUUUUUUUGUGCGUGUGUGCUUUUUUUUUUCCCCCCUUCUUUUUUAAACUUUUACUUUUACAUACUUUGUUUUGAUCAUCUGAGGCCGGGCCUCCGUCUUUGUGAAGUUUAAGAGAAGAGCCAGGAGCUACUCAGCAAUAAUUGAUUUUUGAAACGUACUCUUUUUGGGGCGAAAGCAAAGAGCUGGUUUUCUGUGCUAGCCCAAUAAAUGCUAUUUAUGAAGAUGGACCUGUUGAACUACCAGUACUUGGACAAGAUGAACAACAAUAUCGGCAUUCUGUGCUAUGAAGGUGAAGCUGCUCUCCGGGGAGAACCCAGGAUGCAGACCAUCCCUGUGGCGUCUGCCCUCACCAGUCACCGCACGGGCCCCCCGCCCAUCAGCCCCAGCAAGAGGAAGUUCAGUGUGGAGCAAGGGGACGAUGACCUGGACUGUGAAAAUGACCAUGCUUCCAAGAUAAGUCGCAUCUUCAACCCCCAUCUGACCAAGACGGCCAACGGCGACGGCCGGGGAGGCCCCCGGGAGCGGAGCCGCAGCCCCCUUGAACGGGCCGUGGCCCCCACCAUGAGCCUGCGCGGCGGCCACCUGUACGCGUCCCUCCCCAGCCUCAGCGUGGAGCAGCCCCUCGCACUGACCAAGAACAGCGUGGAUGCUAGCAGGCCGGCCGGCAUCUCGCCCACACUGACCCCGGGGGAGCGGCAGCAGAACCGGCCUUCCGUGAUCACCUGUGCCUCUGCCAGUGCUCGCAACUGCAACCUCUCCCACUGCCCCAUCGCACACAGUGGCUGUGUGGCAGGGCCGGCCAGCUACCGGAGGGCCCCGAGCUCCACCACCACCUGUGACCCUGUGGUGGAGGAGCAUUUCCGCAGGAGCUUGGGCAAGAACUACAAGGAGCCGGAGCCAGCGCCCAACUCCGUGUCCAUCACGGGCUCCGUGGACGACCACUUUGCCAAAGCCCUGGGAGACACGUGGCUUCAGAUCAAGGCGGCCAAGGACGGCGCGUCCAGCAGCCCUGAGUCGGCCUCACGCAGGGGCCAGCCUGCCAGCCCCUCUGCCCACAUGGUCAGCCACAGUCACUCCCCGUCUGUGGUCUCCUGAAGGGAGCUCCACCCUCGAACAAGACGUCGAUCUGCAUGGUUUGCCUGAGCUUCGAACAGUCAGUCAGUGCUUAAAAAAUGGAAAAACAAAAAAAAUCGUGGGAGUGGGGUGGGGGGGAAGGGAAGGGAUGGUUUAUUCGCAAAAACCAUGUCGUUGGGAUUUUUGUUGUUUUUGUACUUGCUUGGUAUGUGUACGCCAGGGCCCUCGAACAUGAUAGCAGGAAUGGCGUGUGGAACAUCUGUCAUGUAGCAUCCUAACUUCCUGCCUCAGUUACCAAAGAAACCUCUGAUGCAGGUCUGCUGCCCUGACAGGGCCAGGACUCCACGGCACGCGCUUUCUCGGUCACAAGCCAUGACGGUGGUGACCCAAACGCUUUGUGCUUUUCCAUUUGCUUCUCGAGACCGGGGUGAGUGUGGCUUAGCUCCCGUGGCUUGUUCGGUGCAGCCCACAUGUGUGCGCUUGUGUGUGUGCGUCUACUUGAAGAGAACUGUCGUGUCUGAUUUGCACUAUUGGAGGAGGACUAGAGUUGCCUGCCUGACAACUUUAUGUGAGAUGCUAGAACUCGGAGGGCAAACUGCUGAAAAACAAAGGGUUUAAGGAUGACAUUUCUGACCAUUUGUGUGUUUUUUGUUGUUUUUUAAUUUUAGACAAAACAGCUUUUUGGAAGGGGAAGUCUCAUACAGGUUAUAGGUCUUUCUCUCUAGAUUUCAGGUGCUUGCAACUGGACUGCAGAUUACCAAUCACGGGCAUUUUACUUUUCCUAAACACUGCAGUUUGUUAGACUAGAGCUGAGGCUUGGAGGUGCCGUAGUGCUUUAAAUGUGAUGCAUGUUUUAAAUGGAGAAAAAUAGCUGGUUUCUAUUAAUUGUAUAGACAGCAAACACAAACCUUAAUACUUGGCUAGCUUCUGUUCAGAAUUAGUUUAUUUUUGUCAGUUACAGUCCUAGAUACACUUACUGCUGGUACAGUUGUACUCUAAGAUUGGUAUUUGAUAUUCACGUUACUCCCAGGUGGUGUGGGGCUAGCCGGCCCCUGGAGACGGGCGGUUGAGUCCAUCGGUCCGCCGUGGGGUCGGACGCUGGAGUUUGUGCUAAAGGCUGACGGCAUCAUUAUUGUGUUGCGUCCCUGCCUGCUCAUUACUAGCUCCCAGGGAGUUGGGAUUUGUGUCUUCAGCUUCCCUCCAUGCAGAAACUGCUCCCUUUAACUCUCUUGGCUGAACAGCAGAUUACUGACAAUCUGUGAUACGGUAUUUUGUAUGCUUCCUCGUACGCUGGGGCCAAGGCAGUAUACAUUCCUCUGACUUUAUACAGUUAUUACUGCAUUUAUUAUCAUUUGCUAUAGUAAUAGCUACUAACUAGACAUUAGGAGAAGAAAGCAUGACGGACACAGCUGUGGGUGUUCAGUAGCUGAUCUUUUUGGUAAUUGCAUGUGUCGACCCCCCUGAUCCUCCACUGGGCUACAUUCCAGCCUCGCCCACCAGAGGGCUUAGGAAGUCACCUGGCCAGGUGACAUGGGCGUGACCACUUCACCUGCAAGGCAUUGUGGACUCAUGGGAACCCUCGGGGCUGCCUUUCAGUGAGAAAAAUACAGGUUAACUGGUUCAUUUGGAAAAUUGGCACCAGGUAAAAAGGUCGGAGAAUUUGCUCUUGCUGUGGUCACGGGGUGGCUGCUGGUCUUUGAAAAGCGAAAGAAAAGCCCUUCUCCUCUCUCCCCCUGCACACAUUUCACUCCCACUUAACUGGGCUUCCAGGCUUUCGCAUCCAGGCCCCUAUAUUUUCUGUAGGAAGAAUCGUUGAGAACACUUUUUUUAUAUAGGUAACUUUAAGACCAUCAUUACGCUGUGCGUAAAGAAUGUACAGAGAAAUUUGUAGGUAUUUUUUGAAGAACAAUUAAUUUGUUAAUGAUAUGUAGCUAUUUAAUUUUUCCCUUUCCUAUUGUAAUCAUUCAUAUUUUUUUUUGUUUGGAAAAAAAAGUUGAUCUUUUUUUUUUGUCGUAGAUUUGUCUGUAAAAGUGCAGGAACACAGUUAUUCUAUGAGAACACUGCAUCUGCCUUAAUAGCCACUAGUUUGUUAUUGCUACAGGCUACUGAGCAUUGCCACAGGAAAACAACCCACUGCCGGGGGCUCUGUGGGGGUGGCUCCUCAGCCAGCUCUCUGUCAGCCAACGGGGGCAUCGCUUUGGGAGGGGACGGUGGCGCUGAUAGCCAGGUCCCUGGUGCACUGACCUAUCUGGGAUAGGCAGUACCCCGGAGGGGCCUCGCGCAGACAGGGAACAGGAAACCAAACCCUUUACCGGGAAAGGACCCAGUCCCUGGCUCUGGAAGGGCGCCGUGAGCUGCUCACAGAGCCAGCCCAUCUGCAGUGCGUCGCACAGUUCUCUCCGUGUUUGUAAAUCUGUAAUAUACCAUUCUCUGUGGCCUGCUUUUUUUGUGGAAGAAGAAGGAAAAAAAAGGUUUGGCAGGCCAUCUUUUUUUUGUACUUAAAAGUAGCCUUAAGAACAAUAAUAAAGUGCUCUUAAACCACG
This is a messenger RNA of Rhinolophus ferrumequinum (greater horseshoe bat), 3863 nucleotides long. It is a transcript of the gene VGLL4, whose product is annotated as vestigial like family member 4. Gene Ontology annotation, molecular function: transcription coactivator binding. The transcript is spliced from 5 exons. Gene Ontology annotation, biological process: negative regulation of DNA-templated transcription. The coding region runs from base 454 to 1341 and encodes 295 amino acids. The record is from RefSeq and is a predicted model, not a curated record. Lineage: Eukaryota; Metazoa; Chordata; Mammalia; Chiroptera; Rhinolophidae.